AUGAAUGACCAUGAUGCCGCUGAUGAUGAUACUGAAAUUGACGAGAUGAUUCCGAUAGUGGAUGACUUCCUUCAGCCGUCAUUCGAAAUGGAUGAUAAUCCAGAUGCAAAUCAAUGGCGCGACGAAUUAUUUGAAGAAAUUGAGGCCGAGUUGUAUCCUGGUUGUGAUUGGAUAUCUUCUCUUAACUUUUUGGCAAAGUUAUUGCAUUUGAAAGUUAUGGGAAAGAUUCCUAACAACAUAUUUGAUGAAUUGCUGAAGUUAUUAAAAUUUGCUUUUCCAAAGGAAAAUAAAAUUCCAUCAAACUAUUAUGAUGCCAAGAAAAAAUUGAAAAAAUUAGGGUUGGGGUAUGAGUCAAUUCAUGUGUGCAAGCACAAUUGCUGUUUAUUUUACAAUGAACAUGCAAAUGAAGAUUCAUGUCCAGUCUGUGGCACUAGUAGAUGGAUAACUUCAGAAAAUUUAGGAGCAAAAAAGGUGCCUCAUAAGGUGAUGCGUUACUUUCCGUUAAUUUCGCGACUGAAGAGACUGUAUACUUCAAGGCAUACGGCAAAAUACAUGGUAUGGCACCACAGUGGUAAAUCAAAAGAUGAGGGUGUGGUGCGACACCCUGUGGAUGGUGCAGCGUGGAAGGACUUUGAUGCCAAACACCCUGAUUUUGCUAGUGAACCUCGAAAUGUUAGUCUCGGUUUAGCUGCCGAUGGCUUUAAUCCAUUUGGCAACAUGAGCCAAGCUUACAGUGUGUGGCCUGUAGUUUUGGCGAACUAUAAUCUUCCACCUUGGUUAUGUAUGAAAGAUAAUAAUUUUAUGUUGACCAUUCUUAUUCCUGGAGAUAAAUCACCAGGAAUGGACAUAGACGUAUUUUUAAGACCCUUGGUGGAUGAGUUGAAGGAGUUGUGGGUUAACGGAGUAGAUACGAGAGAUUGUCGAACCAACACUGUCUUCAAGUUGCGUGCAGCUCUUUUGUGGAUAGUGAAUGAUUUUCCUGCUCGUAGUUAUUUGUCUAGUUGGAGUGGUCAGGGAUAUAAAGCUUGUCCUACUUGCAAUGAAGAUACAUCUUCUAUUCGAGUAAUUGGUAAGACAUCUUACGUGGGUCAUAGAAGAUUUUUGCCAAAUAACCAUCGAAUGAGAAGGGAUACUCAAUUUGACGGACAAAUUGAGAGAAGACCUCCUCCAAGACGUUUUACUUGUGAAGAAGUAUUAGAACAAGUAAACAAACUCCCACCCCACCUCCCUGGAAAUCAUGAGCUCUUUGGUGGUGUGAAGCGUAGGCGAAAUGUUUGUGAUAAUUUAUUGGGCACAAUAUUGGACAAUGAGAAAUCCAAGGACACUACCAAUGCAAGACACGAUUUAAAGAAGCUAGGCGUCAGAGAAUCGUUGUGGAUUUAUGAAGAUGAGAGGGGGAAGCUGUUGAAACCUCAUGCACCUUACGUGCUUAAACCUGAUGACAGGAUCCAAUUUUGUAAAUUUAUUAAGGAUGUGAAAUUUCCCGAUGGCUUUUGUUCGAAUUUGAAAAAAAAAGUACAUGAAAAUUUAACAAAUGUCAUCGGAUUGAAGUCACACGACUGCCAUGUAAUAAUGCAACGAUUACUGUCUGUUGGUGUUCGCAAGUUUCUCCUGAACGCUAUAUCGACCACCAUCUCUGAACUGUGCAACUUUUUUAGGCAAAUUUGUUCAAGGACUAUAAAUGUUAAAGACAUGGAGGUUGCUCAACAAGAUCUUAUUUUAAUCUUGUGUAAAAUGGAGUCCAUAUUUCCUCCUGCAUUUUUUGACAUAAUGAUUCAUUUGGUCCUUCAUUUGCCUGAAGAAGCAAUUUUGGGUGGACCUGUUUUUAUGAGGUGGAUGUAUCCAUUUGAAAGAUACAUGAAAAAAUUGAAGAACUAUGUAGGAAAUAAAGCACGUCCUGAAGGGUCGAUAGCAGAAAGUUACGUUAUUGAUGAGGCUUUGACAUUUUGUUCAAUGUAUUUCAAGGGGGUUGAAACAAGGUUUAACCGUCUUGAUCGUAAUGAAGAUGAGGUUGUCCCACGAAAGCUUUAUGUGUUUCAAUCUCAAUGUCGACCCAUUACAAAAGGUAAUCUCCGACCACUUGAUCGCGCAUCUCGUGAACAAAUAUAUGACUUGCACAAGUCUGGAUCAUUAGAGAAUGGCAAAGAGUUGCUAGCUUUAGCAUCCGGGUCUGAUCACUUAGGUACUUACUAUGAAGGUUGUAUUGUGAAUGGAGUUCGAUUUAUGGCUACCAAAAGAGAUGAGAAGAGGAGCACACAAAAUAGUGGAGUGUUUGUGGCAGGAACAGAAGUUGAUCUUGGGGAGUUAAUUUUGCUACCUAAUCAACCUCUGAUGGACAUUGGCACUGAACCAAGUUCGCCUGUCAACGAAGAUGACCGCAACAUGGACGAUGAAGAUGCUACUAAAGAAUCUGACGAAGAAAUUUUAGUUGACUUUUGUGAAGAUGGUGUGAAUGAUCAUUUAGUUAAUAAUGAUAGUGAUAUGGAUGAUUAA
Molecule: messenger RNA, 2493 nt
Organism: Cannabis sativa
Lineage: Eukaryota; Viridiplantae; Streptophyta; Magnoliopsida; Rosales; Cannabaceae
Exons: 4
Coding region: 1-2493 (830 amino acids)
Source: RefSeq, a predicted model, not a curated record